Molecule: messenger RNA, 2760 nt
Organism: Desarmillaria tabescens
Lineage: Eukaryota; Fungi; Basidiomycota; Agaricomycetes; Agaricales; Physalacriaceae
Product: cystathionine beta-lyase
Exons: 9
Coding region: 1-2760 (919 amino acids)
Biological process (GO): transsulfuration; isoprenoid biosynthetic process
Cellular component (GO): cytoplasm
Molecular function (GO): ATP binding; carbon-sulfur lyase activity; mevalonate kinase activity
Source: RefSeq, a predicted model, not a curated record
AUGUCUGCCGCCCCGCCUAAGCUUCCUAUCCACGACCUGCCCACUCCGGAGCCAGAAUCACCCUUCAGACCGCGAAAGCCCUACCGAUUCUCGACUCUCUGUGCGACGGUCGAGAACCCCAGCAACAAAGACCAAUAUGGGAGCAGCUCGGUACCCAUAUACCAGACCGCGACAUUCAAGGGCGUUGGCGGCGAAUAUGACUACUCGAGGAGUGGGAAUCCUACACGAAGCCAUCUAGAGCACCACAUCGCCAAAAUUUCUUCGGCUGCCCAUGCCUUUGCUGUUUCUUCUGGAAUGGCGGCCCUAGAUGUCAUACUGCGCCUGCUUAAGCCGGGUGACGAAAUCAUUGCCGGCGACGACCUCUAUGGCGGUACCAAUCGUUUGCUGACCUACAUCCGGACUCAUGUCGGCGUAACCGUGCAUCACGUCGACACCACGAACCCAUCCACUCUCCUGCCCCUUCUAAAUCCUACCAAAACGGCUAUGGUCCUUCUAGAAUCACCAACUAAUCCUCUGCUAAAGAUUGCUGACUUGGCCAAGAUCAGCAAAGACGUCAAGGAGAGAGCCCCCGACGCUAUAGUAGUUGUCGAUAACACCAUGAUGAGCCCAUACUUGCAACGGCCACUUGAACACGGAGCAGAUGUGGUGUACGACAGUGCAACCAAAUAUCUUAGUGGUCACCAUGAUCUCAUGGCUGGCGCGAUUACUUGUAAUAGAGACGAUAUUGCCAAGGCGCGCCAAAUCGCAUUCACCAUCAACGCUGUUGGCAAUGCACUCACCCCAAUCGAUUCUUUCCUUCUACUCCGUGGAAUCAAGACUCUAGCUGUUCGCAUGGACCGUCAACAAUCAUCCGCGUCUCAAGUCGCGACGUAUCUCCAUUCCUUAGGUUUCGUAGUGCACUAUCCUGGACUACCCGACCAUCCCGGUCGUGAGAUUCACCAAAGAAUUGCCGACGGAAAUGGCGCAGUUUUGAGCUUCGAAACGGGCGACAAGGGUUUAAGCGAGAAAAUCGUUGGUAGUACGCGACUCUGGGGAAUUAGCGUCAGUUUCGGAUGCGUCAACAGCUUAAUCAGUAUGCCUUGUGUCAUGUCGUAUGUUCUCGUCGGUGUUUUUUCGCACUGUCUCUCCCAUCUGACGCCAGAUUUGUCCAGCCACGCAUCUAUAGACCCGGCAACUCGCGCAGCCCGCGGACUUCCCGAAAACCUAAUUCGUUUAUGUGUUGGCAUUGAAGACCCAUCGGAUCUCUUAGACGAUCUGGAGCAUGCCCUCAUCGAUGCUGGCGCCAUACAACUGGAUGUCUCCCAAAACAAGUACGUCAAAGUCCGACAGGUAGAAGAUGAUGCUAUCAGCCGGGCCGUUGGAAAGCUUGGCCUAAAGGACACCGACGAUGAUCACGAAUGGUUUGUCAGUGCACCUGGCAAAGUCAUCCUAUUCGGUGAACAUGCCGUUGUUCACGGAGUGACCGCCAUCGCCGCGUCCGUAGAUCUCCGUUGUUAUGGUCUCACCACGCCCCGUUUUGAUGGAAAGAUUUCCGUACAUUUUACCGACAUUGACAACUUUUACUACGAAUGGACAAUCGACGACCUCCCAUGGCAUGUUGUUAAACCCAUUGCGAUAGAUGAGGAGCAUCCCGAGAUUUUAGAUCAAGUUUUAGUCGACGCACUAAAUUCCGGCCCUUUAAAAGAUCUCACCGAGGCCCAGAAGCACGCCAGAGUCGCAAGCAUUGCGUUCCUGUACAUGUACCUUGUGUUAACGAGAGGUGACGUGAGGCCAUCGUUCAAUUUCACUGCACGCUCCACUCUGCCCAUUGGGGCAGGACUAGGCUCAUCGGCGUCAUUCUCUGCAUGUGCGGCCUCUGCGCUUUUACUCCUUCACAAACGGAUCAGUAUCCCUCCACUUCCGGCUCCGACCACCUCAGAGCACAUUCAUAUCUCACAUCAAGGUCGACGGGCAAUUCCUUCAUCUGUAGCUGAAGAGAUCAACCGAUGGGCGUUCGUGGCAGAAAAAAUUCUACAUGGCAACCCAAGUGGAGUGGAUAACAGCGUUGCUGUUUUCGGAGGUGCUCUAGCCUAUACCAGACCAGGAUUUGAAAGGAAAAGUGGCAUGGAAGGCAUCGCAGGAUUUAAAUCUUUUAAAUUCCUGUUGACGAAUUCAAAAGUGCCGAGGGACACCAAGAAGCUGGUAGCUGGCGUUGGCCAAAAGAAGAUUGAUGAACCUGAGGUGGUUGCAGGGCUCUUGAAAUCCAUUCAAAGUAUCAGUGACGAAGCUCGGCGCGCACUUGCUGACCCUGAGAUGCCUCGCGAGGUUCUUCUGGCUGCGAUCUCGGCUCUGAUACGUGAGAACCAUAAGCACCUAGUUUCCCUCGGCGUGUCGCACCCUGCUUUGGAGUUGAUCAGAUCAACAACAGGUGCCGCACCCUAUGGCUUGAGCACGAAACUGACAGGCGCUGGUGGAGGCGGUUGUGCCGUUACUAUUAUCCCUGAUGACUUUAAGGAAGAGGCGCUCAAGGCCUUGCUUGAUGAGAUUGUCUCACAGCAGUUUGACCCGUACCUUACGUCCGUUGGUGGCAGCGGCUUGGGGAUCCUGUCACCUUACCGGACAGCAGGAAGUGCAGCUUACCUUCCCCCAGGGCAGGUAACGCCGCCUGAGACACCAUCUCCGGGAGGUGGCGGCGUGAAUUUGUGCCCAAUAUUCCAGACGAAGCGAGUACUGGAGUUAUCACAAUGGGCAGACAGCCUGGGUAGAUGGUUGUAUGUGUAG